UGUCCGUCUCCAACGCUAAAGAACGUUUAUUAUUCGUCUUGUUUCUUCAAUCUCCCACGCACUGAUUAAAAAUUCUCAGCUGUAAUUAUCAAAAAUCAGAGCACAGAAGAUUAACUUCUCUCCUGGGAUAAUUACGAAAACACUAACAAAACAAGGAUAUUGUUCGAAUAAUGUGCGAGUCAGUGUCUUCGAAAACAGCGUAACAUUUAGUUUCCACAUUUCUUUUAUUUUUAACAAUAAUUUUGUUAUUUAUUCGUAUAAAAAAACAACAACCUCGUACAAUUGAUCACAGGAGCUGAAUCAAAGGGGGAAAUUCACAAUUCUGGUCAACACAAGAGGCAUUACCACGAUUAUUACGAGGAAUAAACAAGCCACGCAUUUAUUAAGUAAUCAAUAAUAAAAAAACUCAAAAGCUAGUCUGGUGAGUUACAUCCCAACAUAUUGUUCAGUAGCAAACCGUGAAUCUCAAAGCUAACUAACAAUGUCUGUACAAAGUGUAGCUCUAGCAUCUCUAGCAGUCACCUAUUCCGACUCGGAGGGUGAGGAUGAUGUUGAUGUCGAUGAUGAGGCUAAUACAGUACCAUCCCAGGCGACUGCCCCCCAUAAUAAACAGGUUGGUCAGCCCCAGGGUAUCGUCAGUCCCAUAUUUGCAAAGUCAGCCACAAAUUCCCCAACAAUUCCACAGACAGAUAAUUUGAUUGUAAAUGUUACACCGAAAAAGGUCGAGCAAUUAGUUUCGUACGAUUUUGAUGAUUCAUUUGUUCAUCAAGAGGAAGUGACUGUUAUUACAGCUGAAAAUGUCCGGAAUACAAGCGAAAAAUGUUCGGUAUUGCUUCAGGAAGAUAUGAUCCUGGAUGAUCUUAUACCGCCGGAGCCAGAGGGCCAGUGUCCACCAGAAUUGCAGGAAAAAAUCACUGCACUUCAUAGGAAAAUGGAAAUUGAAGGAUUAGACUUGACGCGCGUCAUCAAACAGCGAAAAGACUUUAAAAAUCCGUCGAUUUACUCAAAACUUAUUUCAUUUUGUAGGAUUAAUGAAUUAGGUACAAAUUACUCGCCUGAAUACUUUGACCCAUUCAAGUGGGGACAGGAGUCGUACUACGAGGAGCUCGGGAAGGCUCAGGAGGCAGUCAUGGAGAAACUGGCGAAGAAAUCAAAGUCCAAGGCGGAGGUGACGACUGGUGGCGUUAAACGACCGAUUGUUGCUGCGGUUGCGGUUGAGGAGAGCAAAAGGAAAGUUGGAAAGUGGGAUCAAGUUACUACUGCCACUGCUCCGACGAAGACCACCGUGGUAACAAGCUUGGGUGCGAGCGAUAAAAAAUGUAAAGUUAUCGUGGCUUUUGGCGCUGUACAGAAGAGACGAUUGUGAAUACUGUAGGAUAUUUAAACUAGAUUAAUUUUUGUACAACGAAAAUACCUCUGUAAAUAUGGAAAUAUAUUUUAAUAUUGAAUGUAAUGUGCAGUUUUAUCUUGUUUUAUUAAA
Molecule: messenger RNA, 1480 nt
Organism: Diachasma alloeum
Lineage: Eukaryota; Metazoa; Arthropoda; Insecta; Hymenoptera; Braconidae
Product: SAP30-binding protein
Exons: 2
Coding region: 482-1366 (294 amino acids)
Biological process (GO): regulation of DNA-templated transcription
Cellular component (GO): nucleus
Source: RefSeq, a predicted model, not a curated record